AUGUUCAAGGGGACAAAGAAUUACCUCAGGAUGACGACUGCUCCAACUGCUUCAGAAGCAGCAUUCAAGUUGAUCAACUCAGAUUUGAAAGAAAUCGGAGACGCCACCAUGAAACUAGCCGAUCAUGUCAUGAAGCUCGCAGUCACCGGUGGUUUCAUUAACACCAGUCUUCAAUGUUUCGCUUGCUUCGUCGUCAUUUAUUUGCUGCUACUAGAUCGAACAAACUGGAAGACGAACAUAUCUAGUGUACUUUUACUCCCUUACAUCUUGUUGACGUAUCCUAACUGGCUCUUCGAAAAUCUACACUUCGCAGCCCGCUAUGUCAGAUCAGGGUGGAUCGGCGUACUAUUGUGCUUGAGUAUCGGAUGCUAUUUGCUUCAAGAACACAUCAGAGCUUCUGGAGGAUUCAGGAAUGCAUUCAACAAAAGCAACGGAAUUUCCAAUUCCAUCGGUAUCUUCCUGUUAUUUGUCUUCCCAGUUUGGGUUUUGAUCGGCUUACUCCCAAACACCCUAUGUUCACUUUGUGUGCUACCCACCUCCAUAGUCGUCAACAAAAGGGGAAAGCAGCCGAGAGGAGCAACGGAGCAGCCAUAUUGCCAUCACCUUCGAUGCUUUAACCAUCUUCGAGCCUGUCACCGCCUUCAGCUCCUGCGCUUCUUCUGUCUCAGAAGGAAUCAAAAAGGGGUUGCUGCCUCCGAUGUUUGCUCCGAGGAAACACCCACUUCGGUGGUGGGUUCAGGCCAGGGAAUGAAGAAGAAAUGGAGGAUGAAAGGGGGGAAAGGAAGCAACGAUCGCAACAGUCUUCAGGGGAAGUUCAGAAACGAAGGAGAAGACAGGCGAAGUAGAAGACGCAGCUACCUCUUGUUCUUCUUCUUGAUGGCAACAACAAAAUUGAAUGAAAAGAAAGACAAAACCGGGAGUUUAACCUGCAAUUCAAUGGAGUUCAUCAAGUGUUCAAUAGCAGGAACAACAUACGGACGUGGUGUUACAGAAGUUGAAAGAGCUAUGGCGAAAAAGACAGGAUCACCAUCGGUUGUUAAUGGAAGAGUUCUUGAUGACGAUAAUGAUGAUGAAGACGAUGAUUCUGGGUUAUCUGUAAAAGGGUAUAAUUUUGAGGAUGAAAGGAUUCCUCAAUGGUUAUUGGCUUCUUGA
Molecule: messenger RNA, 1152 nt
Organism: Lactuca saligna
Lineage: Eukaryota; Viridiplantae; Streptophyta; Magnoliopsida; Asterales; Asteraceae
Source: the annotation of a GenBank genome assembly